AUCGCCGGUGCGCUGUGUCCCUCGGACACAGCGGAUCACGGAAAGAGCCGAAGAUGUCGGCUCGGUCAUGUGAUCAGCUGUGUCCAAUCACAGCUGAUCACAUGGGACAUGUACACUGAUGAUCAGGGCACUGAUGAUCAGUGUGCCCUGAUGAUCAGUGUGGCCCCAGAAGUGCCACCUGUCAGUGUCCAUCAAUGCCAGCAGUCAGUGCUCAUCAGUGCCACGUUCCAGUGCCCAUCAGUGUCACAUCAAUGCCACAUAUCAGUGCAUACCAGUGCACAUCAAUGCCACAUAUCAGUGCCCAUCUGAGCUGCCUUUCAAUGUCACCCAUCAGUGCCAGUCAGUGCCACCUAUCAAUGUCAAUCAGUGCCACAUAUCAGUGCUGUCAAUCAGUG
Messenger RNA from Staurois parvus, 395 nucleotides. The record is from the annotation of a GenBank genome assembly. Lineage: Eukaryota; Metazoa; Chordata; Amphibia; Anura; Ranidae.